GUUUCAGAUGAGAAAUGGUUUCUUCGGGAGCAGCAAUAAAGCUCGGACAAGGAGCACUGCGUGAGCUACGCAUCCAUCUGUGUCCCACGUCGGCAGCCAGUGCUGGCGUGCGAAAUUUCAUCGAAAAUGAUUAUGUACCUUUAAAGAAGGCCAACCGACAAUUCCCGAUACUGAUUCGAGAAUGCAGUGGAGUACAACCUAAGGUUUAUGCAAGAUACAGUUGCGGUGUUGAAAAAAGUAUCCCACUGGAUAAUAUUUCACGGUACAAGGUGCUGGACAUUAUCAAGGAUUUGGUUAGUGGUAAAGUUUCGUGAAAUUUGUGAUUCGUAUAGAUUUGUGCAAGUUAGGUGUAGUUAUAUUAAGUGCUCAUUCUUCUUAUUUUAUAUAUUGCUUGCCUUGUUCAUUAGGAUUAAGAACGGUUGCUAUAGUUGAG
This is a messenger RNA of Loa loa (African eye worm), 433 nucleotides long. RefSeq names its product NADH-ubiquinone oxidoreductase B8 subunit. The transcript has 2 exons. The record is from RefSeq and is a predicted model, not a curated record. Lineage: Eukaryota; Metazoa; Nematoda; Chromadorea; Rhabditida; Onchocercidae. Bases 15 to 314 code for a protein of 99 amino acids.